Messenger RNA from Coregonus sp. 'balchen', 11578 nucleotides. NCBI's taxonomy places the organism in Eukaryota, Metazoa, Chordata, Actinopteri, Salmoniformes, Salmonidae. The record is from the annotation of a GenBank genome assembly.
AUGGGGGGCCAGCACCACAUGGCAGCCUGGGAUUGGCUGGAGGGCAUGAGUAAUGCGUUUUGGGAGAGCCAAUGGGGUGUAAGUGAAGGGACCUGAGUCACCCUGUCUGUCAGUGUGCUCUGUCACUCUCCCGUCACUAGACACAAACACAUACGUUUCUCGGCUUUAACCCUGGCAGUGCCUGAAUGCGUGGUAAAGAGGGGAAGGAGAAAUUGGCGUGCUCAGCUCAAAUGUUUGUAGUAACAAAAAGUAUUUGUGUGCCGGGUUCAAAAGGCAUAUAGUUGAAGAAAGGAAAAACCUGCAUUCACUGAAAUAUAUAAGUUUUAAUAUAUAUUUUUUAGCAGCAGAGGUCAGAACAAACGGACACGUUUCGUCGGCAGCCUUAGUCAGCCUUUGGAGAACACUCGACAUUCACCCAUAUUUAUAGAUGAUGUCACAUUGCAAUACUGCUUCUUUGUUUUUUUCACUAUUUACAUUCAUUACUUACAUAUAUUUUCUACUAUUUUCCACAAGAGCUUCAAAAUAAAAAUGUGAAUAAACAAAGAAAUGUGCAGCUGUUGCUCACAGGAAGCAACCUAACAUCCUGCUUCACACUCAUACGGGAAAGAACAUGUAUGUCGGGUAGAAUGUCUUGUAAAACAACAUUUGUUUUCUAUUUACUUUAGUGUCCAUGUGGCUAUUAUUAUGUUGGAAACUGUAAGAUAAUUGAAAGUUCAUAUUACAGAGCACAUACAUAUUCUUAACCCGGCACGCUUCGACAAAACAACAACUAGCUGUGCAUGAGGGCCCCCCGAUGACCCAGAGGACUUGGUUAUCUCGCUCUCUGAGGCUGACGUGAGUAAGGUUUUUAAUCAGGUCAACACUCGCAAGGCCACGGGGCCAGACGGUAUUCCAGGCCGUGUUCUCAGAGCAUGCGCAGAACAGCUGGCAGGCAUAUUCACUGUAAAUUUCAAUCUCUCCUUUUCCCAUUCUGUAAUCCCCACAAGCUGACCACCAUCAUUCCUGUACCCAAUAACUAUAAUGCUGCCUGCCAUAAUGACUACUGCCCUGUAUCACUCAUAUCUGUAAUCAUGAAGUGCAUUGAAACGCUGGUUAUGGGACACAUUAACUCCAUCAUCCCAGACACCCUAGACCCACUCCAAUUUUCACACCGCCCCAACAGAUCCAUAGACGACACAAUCUCAAUUGCACUCCACACUGCCUUCACCCACCUAGAUGAGAUAAAUACCUAUGUGAGAAUGCUGUUUAUUGACUAUUGACCACAGCUCAGUGUUCAACAUCAUAGUCCCCUCCAAGCUCGUCACCAAGCUUGGGACCCUGGAACUGAAAACCUCCCUCUGCAACCGGAUGGUCCGACCUUAGGUGGUGAGGUUUAGGCACCAUCCCCUCCACCACGCUGACCCCCUCAACACAGGGGACCCACAGGGGUGUGUGCUUAGUCCCCUCCUGUACACCCUGUUCACCUACGACUGCGUGACCACACACGACUCCAGCAUCAUCAUCAAGUUUGCUGACGACACGGCGGUGGUAGGCCUGAUCACCGGCGAUGAUGAGACUGCCUACAGGGAGGAAGUCAGUGACCUGGCAGUGUGGUGCCAGGACAACAACCUCUCCCUCAACGUCAGUAAGACCAAGGAGCUGAUCGUGGACUACAGGAAAUGGAGGGGCGAGCACGCCCCCAUCCACAUUGGGUCCACUUUAGUGGAGCGGGUCGAGAGCUUCAAGUUCCUCGGUGUCCAAAUAACUAAGGACUUAAAAUGGUCCUUUUUAAACUUUUUGUUGGUUAAGGGCUUGUAAGUAAGCAUUUCACUGUAAUGUCUACACCUGUUGUAUUCGGCGCAUGUGGCAAAAAAAUUUGAUUUGAUUUGGUCCACAACACAUGCACACAGUCGUGAAGAAACACGACAGCGCCUCUUCCCCCUCAGGAGGUUGAAACGAUUUGGCAUGGUGUCACGAUCGUCUAAGGAGGAGGACCAAGGCGCAGCGUUGAGGGUGAACAUAUUUAUUUAGAGAAUGAUCACACGAUCAAAACAACAGACGAUAACGUGACGUCUACGGUUUAACACAAACCAAAUAAGAACAAGAAACCACAACGAAUGAAAGCCUAACGGCUACCUAAGUAUGACUCCCAAUCAGAGACAACGAGCUACAGCCGUCUCUGAUUGGGAGCCACCCUGGCCAACAUAGAAAUGAAAAACAUAGAAACUAACACCCUGGCUCAACAUACGAGAGUCCCCCGAGCCAGGGCGUGACAGUACCCCCCCCUAAAGGCGCGGACUCCGACCGCGCCAACCAAACACAACAGGGGAGGGACCGGGUGGGCACUCCGCCUUGGCGGCGGAUCCGGCUCCGGGCAUGAUCCCCACUCGCUCUCUAACCCCCCAAAGUACCCCUGGUCCGGUCUGGCCCUGCUGACCGGAGCUGGACUGCACACUGGUGGAGCGGAUUGCUCUAGCUCCGGCGUGAAGCAGCUGACCCGUGCUGAACCAGGCACCAGUGGAACAGGCACGGGCUGUGCCGGACUGACGACGCACACCACUGGCUUGGUGUGGGGAGCAGGGACGGCCCGAGCCGGGCUGACGAAACGCACCCCUGACUUGGUGCGGGGAGCAGGAGCGGGCCAAACCGGGCUGACGAAACGCACCACUGACUUGGUGCGGGGAGCAGGAACGGGCCGAGCCGGGCUGACAAAGCGCACCACUGACUUGGUGCGGGGAGCAGGAAGUAGGAACGGGCCGAGCCGGUUUGACGAAGCGCACCACUGACUUGGUGCGGGGAGCAGGAACGGGCCGAGCCGGGCUGACGAAGCGCACCACUGACUUGGUGCGGGGAGCAGGAACGGGCCGAGCCGGGCUGACGAAGCGCACCACUGACUUGGUGCGGGGAGCAGGAACGGGCCGAGCCGGGCUGACGAAGCGCACCACUGACUUGGUGCGGGGAGCAGGAACGGGCCGAGCCGGGCUGACGAAGCGCACCACUGACUUGGUGCGGGGAGCAGGAACGGGCCGAGCCGGGCUGACGAAGCGCACCACUGACUUGGUGCGGGGAGCAGGAACAGGCCGGACCGUACUGGGAACACACACCACUGGCCCUACGUGGGGAUCAGGAACAGGCCGGCCCGGACUGGCAACACACGCCAGUACCUCUCGCCGUGCCUCUACAUCCUCCUUCCCCCUGGUGACCAGUGACUCCCGUAACCUGGCGGCCUCCUGCUGCCCCGUCGUCCACGGCGUUAGCCCCCCCCUAAAAAAUGUAUGGGCUUCACUCCUACCCGUGGCCAAGGCCUCCAUCCCUCUUGCCAGACUCGCACUCAUCUCCUCCCAAGUCCAUCCUCUCUCCUCGUCACGCUGCUUGAUCCAGUCGAGGUGGUUUCUUCUGUCACGAUCGUCUAAGGAGGAGGACCAAGGCGCAGCGUUGAGGGUGAACAUAUUUAUUUAGAGAAUGAUCACACGAUCAAAACAACAGACGAUAACGUGACGUCUACGGUUUAACACAAACCAAAUAAGAACAAGAAACCACAACGAAUGAAAGCCUAACGGCUACCUAAGUAUGACUCCCAAUCAGAGACAACGAGCUACAGCCGUCUCUGAUUGGGAGCCACCCUGGCCAACAUAGAAAUGAAAAACAUAGAAACUAACACCCUGGCUCAACAUACGAGAGUCCCCCGAGCCAGGGCGUGACACAUGGGCCCUCAAAUCCUCCAAAACGUUCUACAGCUGCACCAUUGUGAGCGUCUUGACUAGCUGCAUCACUGCUUGGUAUGGCAACUGCACCGCCCUCGAUCGCAUGGUGCUACAGAGGGUGGUGCAGACAGCCCAGUACAUCACCAGGGCCAAACUCCCUGCCAUCUAGGACCUCUAUAUCAGGCGGUAUGAAAGGAAGGCCCAGAGAAUUGUUAGACUCCAGCCACCCAAGCCAUAGACUGUUCUAUCAGCUUCCGUACGGCAAGCGGUACCGGAGCAACAAGUCUGACAUCAACAGGCUCCUGAACAGCUUCUAUCCCCAAGCCAUAAGACUGCUAAAUAGCUAACAAAAAGGUUACACAGACUAUCUGAAUUGAUAUUUUAUUUUUUAUUUUUUUGCACUGACUCUAUGCACACUCACAGGACUCUACACACUCACUCACACUGAUACUCCAACACACACACUCACACAUAUACUUAAUUUGCUCACACACACACAUUCGUAUGUUUUUGAAUUCAAACACCGUCACAUAAAUAAAUAUACCUCCAAUGAAAAUGUAUUUUUAAAUUAUUUUCACAAAGCAUUAUCAAACUACACUCUUAAGUGAAACAGAAAAGGCAGACACUGUUUCUCAGGGUUUAACCAGGAUGAGAGGGGCAGAUUGGGGUCUAGUUUAGUUUUUCUUUGCUGGGCUCCUUUCUGCUAGCCUAGCGAUAACUGCCUGCCUGCUAGCACUAACUCUUCUCUUCUCUCUGCUACCUUGAAGGAUUUGUUUUGUGAGACAGCUUUAAGUCCUAAAGUGAUGAGAACCUGCUGGCAACUGCCAGGGCCUGUCGCUCCCGCAAGACGUUUCAGAAGUUAAGGUUAUCACUACAAGUUUGAUCUGUCAAUGUUCACAGGGUUAUGGUUGUGAUGUGUGUUUGGUCCUAUAUAUAAUUUUUUUUUAUCCCAGCCCCCGUCCCAGCAGGAGGCCUUUUGCCAUUUGGUAGGCCGUCAUUGUAACUAAGGAUUUGUUCUUAACUGACUUGCCUAGUUACAUUAUGGUUAAAUAAGAAAAGAAAAUGGCAGUGCAGAGCGCUGUGCAUUAGCUCUGAGACUUAUGAGGAUUGUGGAUUGUGUCAGAAUGUGUUUAACGCCUUGUUAGUUGGGUGGCGGGUAGCCUAGCGGUAAGAGCGUUUGGCCAGUAAUCAAAAGGUCGCUGUUUCGAGUCCCCAAGCCGAUAUAGGUGAAAAACCUUGAGCAAGGCACUUAACCCUCAUUGCUCCUGUAAGUUGCUCUGGAUAACAGUGUCUGCUAAAUGACGUAAAUGUUGUGAAGUACAGACAUACAGGGGCGAAAAGGUGGUGUUUCUUGGUCUUUUGGCAUUGUCUUGUUUGACUGGUUGGGGAUUAUUUGGACUUGGAGAGAAUUGGUUGGUUCAGAGAAAAUUAUGCUCUUUUUGGGGUUUGGGAGAACGGAGAUAUGGAAUAGAUCCGAUUUGAAUCAUUAUCUUUUUAAUACUGUGAUAUUUUCUUAGACUGGUGAGAAUGAUUGUACAUUAGAAUUUGGCAGCUGAAUUGUUACAUUAUUAUUACUUAAUAGCAUGUACACCUGCAGUGAAUUAUUGCUGUGUGUGUGUGUGUGUGUGUGUGUGUUGUGUGUGUGUGUGUGUGUGUGUGUGUGUGUGUGCUUUUGUGUGUGUGUGUGUGUGUGUGUGUGUGUGUGUGUGUGCCUACCUGUGUGUAUGUGCCUGCCUGUGUGCAUGUCAGUCUUCCAGCCUGCCUGUGUGUGUAUGUCAAAUCAAAAUUGUAUUUGUCACAUGCUUCGUUAACAACAGGUAUAGACUAACAAUGAUAUGCUUACUGUGUGUAUUCUUCGAGCUCUCACAAGCCUGUUAAGCAGCAGUCAGGGUCCUGUUCCAGACGGGUUCAGGCUGAGAUUGAAGCGUAACUAAGCGUGCAGCAAAGUUUCUCCUCUACAGCCGAGGUACAGCCACGAUACGGUGCCGCUCAAGGACAAAAUGGAGGGGACACCCCAUGAUACUUGUGAUGCAUCACUUCCUCUCGCCCCACGGUGUCCCAUAUACAGUCUGAGAGACCCUGACGGAACACAGACACAAACACACACACUGGCCAACACACACACACACCUACUGAACACAGGGCCACCAACCAAGCACACACUGACUGAAAACACAAACAAACACCAAUCGAACGUGGGGCCACCGGCUGGGCACAGACACCUCGCCUGCCAGAGAAAGAGCAGCUUGUGGAUGGCUACCUUCCAAUACAACAGUAUAAAAGCCUCUACAAAAAUAGUUUAAUCACAGUGACACUUUAUUUUACAGUCCACUAUUUAUCUGGUCUUUGUUGAUAAAAUAACAUGUUAAGAAAUACAUUAUUAUAAUUUUACCAAGUAAUUUGAAAAGCACCAACAUGUUCCAUUUUGUACCAAGUAGUUAGCAGUUGUGUUGAAUGUCUCAGUAAGCCUCAGUAAGCCACAGAUAAAGCAUGAAAUAGUUGUAUUAAUUUUGCGAUGUUGUUGGUGUUUCUUUAUGCUUGUAGAAAAUGUACUGUAUAAUGUAGGCUAUAUUUAUAUUUUUCCCUAUGCAGAUAAGCAGAUGAUUGUUAAGUUAUUCGCUUGAAGAUAUUAUUGACAUUUCUGUAUUCAUGUACAUUAUUUGCUAAUGUACAUGUAUGUAUUUUCCUUUUCCCUAUACAGGUAAGCAGGUGAUCCACCCCAACCAGGUCCAGGCGGUACAGGAGGAGUUCUCCCCCAGUCAGGAGAGGGUCCAGUGGGCUACAGAACUCAUCGCUGGCUUUGACGAGUACCAGAAGCAGGGAAAGGUAAAUCAAGUAUAGUAGUCAACUGCAAAAUGUAGAGUUAAGACAUUUUUAUUAACGUGUUAUUGCUUAGGACUUUAUAAAGAAAUUCACAGGACGACAUCAGUGCAUAAGUGCAUUCAAAUACACAUUACAGGAUGGCUCACACUAUGCCAUUAUGUGCAAGAAAAUAUAAAGAGAACAUACACUACCAGUCAAAGGUUUGGACACACCUACUCAUUCAAGGGUCUUUCUUAAUUUUAAAAAAUGUUACAUUGUAGAAUAAUAGUGAAGACAUCAAAACUAUGAAAUAACACAUAUGGAAUCAUGUAUUAACCAAACAAGUGUUAAACAAAUCAAAGUAUAUUUUAUAUUUGAGAUUCUUCAAAUAGCCACCCUUUGCCUUGAUGACAGCUUUGCAACACUCUUGGCAUUCUCUCAACCAGCUUCACCUGGAAUGCUUUUCCAACGGUCUUGAAGGAGUUCCCACAUAUGCUGAGCACUUUCUGGCUGCUUUUCCUUCACUCUGCCGUCCAACUCAUCCCAAACCAUCUCAAUUGGGUUGAGGUCGGGGGAUUGUGGAGGCCAGGUCAUCUGAUGGAGCACUCCAUCACUCUCCUUCUUGGUAAAAUAGCCCUUACACAGCCUGGAGGUGUGUUGGGUCAUUGUCCUGUUGGAAAAAAAAUUGAUAGUUCCACUAAACCAAAACCAGAUGGGAUGGCGUAUCGAAACAUUUCUAAAAACCUGUUUUCGCUUUGUCAUUAUGGGGUAUUGUGUGUAGAUUGAUGAGGAUUUUUAUUUAUUUAAUAUAUUUUAGAAUAAGGCUGUAAUGUAACGAAAUGUGGAAAAAGUAAAUGGGUCUGAAUACUUUUCGAAUGCACUGUACACGCACACACACACCUCUUAAUCGUUAAUGUCCUUUUCUGUAUACACGCCACUGCAGAGUCAGUACAGUAGAUUUGGGGUUGGAAUAUGGAUUGGUGUGGGACGGAGGGGUAAAUUAAGUGUAGAAUAUUAAAUAUCAAAUGGCCACCCGGACUAUUUGCAUUGACGUACACCCCCCCCGCCCCCCUUUGUUUUUACACUGCUGCUACUCGCUGCUUAUUAUCUAUGCAUAGUCACUUUACCCCUUCCUACAUGUACAAAUUAUCUUGACUAACCUGUACCCUCGCACAUUGACUCGGUACCCCCUGUAUAUAGCCUCAUUAUUGUUAUUUUAUUGUGUUACUUUUUUAUAUUUUACUUUAGUUUAUUUAGUAAAUAAUUUCUUAACCUAUUUUCUUAAAACUGCAUUGUUGGUUAAAAGCUUCUAAGUAAGCAUUUCACAGUAAGGUCUACACUUGUUGUAUUCGGCGCAUGUGACAAAUAACAUUUGAUUUGAUUCGAUUAUUGUUUCUAAUUUAGUGCAUCGUUGCCUCCUGUGUGUAGUGCUCUGUGGGCUGUCUGCCUAUUGAGGGAGAGGCUGGUGUGAGUAAUACACAAUUUGCCCCACACCUCUCUCUCUCUUUGCCAGCCGGCCUCUGCCCUGCCUACACUAAGCAUUGCCCUAGGGACCCAUCCUACCCAGCCCUGGUGUGUGUGCGUGUUGUCUAAGGCGUUUGAGCAGAGAGCAGAGUCGUUCUCUUUGUCUGACCCAGCGGCGUUUGUUUCUUCAUGAACGCUCUCAGUCGUUAUUGACUGUGAAUGCCUAGCCAAUGUCUUCUUAUUCAUAUUGUCUAGUUUUAGAAAAUGUUUUCCCUCGUUUAGCAAACUGAGCUCAGGAUAUUGUAGGUUGCUUGUGAAGUAACUGGCUGAUGAGCUGAUCAGAAAUGUCCGCUUUUUAGUCUGGUAAUAGUCUGUUAAAUAAAGAUGCUGAAAUAUCAUAAUUUGUAGGUCAAUAUAUGAACAUAUCUCCUGUCCAUAUUAAUGGUGUUCUGCAGCAAAAUAGUCAAUAUCAAGCCAUGAUAAGAGUUGUUAUGAGUAGGGCCAGUUGUUUUGGUUGGUUUUUGUGGGGGUUUUUUCGCACACUUUUGGUGAGGUGCUAAUGACUCUGAAAUGAAAGUCGAACACUGUUCUCUCUUAGCUGUGAACUUUUAUUACCCCAAAAGGUUCCUGAAAUUUGGAGCAACACGUGCAAGACCUCAAGUUAGGAUUUGACCCCUGUGCUGACCCGUUGUUGUUGUUUUUUUAUUCCUUUCCUCCUCUACUUCGUUGGACCAAUCUGAAAUGAUCUCACCAGGUGUAAGCCAGCCUAGUGAUGAGCUUCCACAAAAUGUUUUUACCUGUCAAGUCUUUUCCAACCAGUGCAGAUGAAGGGGAGGAGAUAAGGAAGCUGCAUUCGCUGGUUGAGUCCCAAUCAUCUCUCCUUCCUCCUGAAUGUGCACUCGUUCACUACUCCCCACGAGAAUUAAAAGCAUUGGAUUGGUGUAGGCGUGGACUAGAGGGAGUUUCCAUAUACUUGAAAGGAAAGUGAACAAAUGCACACUUCAGGAGAAAGGAGAUAUUAUUGGGAUGCACAAUAGCUUCUCCAGUAUUCUCCACUGACCUCUUCUCCUGUCUCCAGGGUGCCUUCACCUUCCGGGGCAGUAUGAUCGACAUGCCCUCAGUGAAGCAGGCUCAGAACAUCGUAACGCUAGCUGCCGCCGUCACGGGGAAGUGAGGCGCUCGGGAAGAAGAUAUGGGGGGAGGAAAGAACCAGAGGAGUGAAAUGAGAGGAGGAAAAAACUAGACAAGUUGAGAGACAGUGAGAAGUGUCACUUUUAUGUAUACCUUGGCGUUAGCAAGAGGAGACUGGACACCACCGGACACCCCAAACUCUUCCACCAGCCAGAUUUAUCAGCUGGAACAAAGCACCAACAUUUCAUAAACUUCCCACUACGCCUGGUGUAUAAAGUCACUUGAAUUCUAGAUUGUAUUGAUGUUGAUUUGUUUGUUGUGUUAAUGAAAUGAAAUUUAUUAUUGUUGAUAAAUUAAAUGCAGUUGAUGAAUUUGUUCACUGAUAAAGCACCAAAUGUUUGAUAUUCAUAUCCUACAGUGUCUUUGUGGUAAGAAUGACAGGUUUAAGGUUAAUGUUUUAGACUCUGAUGUUCAUGUCGUAAAGCAGGAUAUUAUUUGACACUUUUCAUACUACUGACCGUGCCAAACUGCGCUGGCUUGGUUGCGCACGCGCCAUCGUUGCUGGAACCAUGUUGGAAAGGACAAUUUGAGAAGAAAAUAUCCAUGCCAGCACAGUACGGUUCGGGUUGGCACGAUGGGUGUGAAAAGACUGCAGUUGUUUCAAUGGUAACCCACGUGAAAAGAUACUACAGUUUACUAUAGAAUACUACAGUACUUACUAUAGAAUUAUGUAGUAAACUGUUAUAGUCUGUAGAAUCUGUAGUAUCCUUUGACACACUGUAGUAUCCCUCGAUCAUGUGUAGUACUUACUAUAGAAUGUUGUAGUAUACUGUAGAGUACUAUAGUAAAUACUGCAGUAUACGACACUCAGCAAAAACACUACAGUAAAGUCAGCAAAAACACUACCGUUUUUUAACUAUAGUAAUACUACAGUACUUAAUUUGCCUAUACCCUGCCCAUUGCCCUCCCGCCACCCAUAAGUGAGAAACCUACAUGCCAAGUAUAGACCAUAUUGUGUUCCCUACAUGUUAUAGAAAAGAGCAGAAGCUAUGAAAUAUCUGUUCAGAACCCAGUCCUACCUACCUACAGGUUAUGGAAAAUGUGCUCUUUUAGUAUUUGUCCAGUAGGUUUCCUCAAGGAGAAAGCCCCCACUUCUAUGUCAAAGAUCAUCAAACAAAAGCACUAUAGUAAAUACUACAGUAAUGUCCGCAAAAACACCACAUAAAUACUACAGUAUACUAGUCCGCUAAAACACUACUGUAAAUACAAUAGUAUAUACAAUAGUUUUUUUUUUUACUAUACUAAUACUACAGUAUUUAUACUAUAGUAAAAAGUAAGUACUACAGUACAGUCCGCAAAACAACAUUACAGUCUGCAAUUGCUACAGUUUUUUAAAUUAUUGUAAUACUACAGUGUUUAUACUAUAGUAUUUUUUCAUGUGGUGAUGGAGCAUCCAGGGUUACGCUAGGGGUGCGGGCACUUUUUGGCAGUGUGUGUGUGUGCCUGUGCCUCCUGCCUCUCCUGGGUCAUGACAGAUGCUCACCCACCUCCAGGGUCCAGCCGGGGGAAAGGCUAAACAAACACAACAAGACGCUGUUGUUUUUCCAUUCAGGCUGGGCACUUUGGGCACAAACACACAUACACACACUCUCUCUCUCUCUCUCUCUCUCUCUCUCUCUCUCUCUCUCUCUCUCUCUCUCUCUCUCUCUUCUUCUCCUCUCUUCUCUCUCUUCUCUCUCUUCUCUCUCUCUCUCUCUCUCUCUCUCUCUCUCUCUCACACACUAACAGACACACACACACUCCUUUGAGCCCCAGCACUCAGCCCCACAUCAAAGCUCUGUUUACUAAAGAGCCUCAGCGCAUUUAGGUAAAGCAACAAUCUGAGGUUUUGCCCAUCAGUAAAGCUGAGGUCUUUGUGUGUGGACUGAGGGCCGGUGUUCUCCUUGAAGGGGCCGUAUUAAUACGAUUGAACUGGGCAUCAGGCCCUCGCUGACCUCUGCACCAGAGAGGCAUACGAACACAGACACACUGUCUCUCGCACACACACUUUGACCAGUUAUCUCAAAAUGAAAAUGAACAAUUGUCCAUAUUUCUCUGUUUUUACUUCCCUCCUUCUGUGAUAAGAUUGUUUUUCUAACUGCUGCGACACAGCCAUUAACUGUGAACUGAGGGAUAAUGUGUUGAAUGGUUCAUGGUGGCCAUGGUAAUGAAACAGAAAUACAGUGUGUGUGUGUGUGUGUGUGUGUGUGUGUGUGUGUGUGUAAUUUAGACUCGCUGCUGUACGAUCUAUUGUGUCUGGAGCGGGUUCUCAGGUCUGUACCAGGCCAAAGCCAGACAAAAAGAUUGAAGCCACCACUGUGCCCAGCCAAAAAACCCAACAAUAAGCUGUCUCCUUGGCAUUUGGCCACAUAUCUCUCCAUCUCUCUCUCUCUGUCACACUCACACCUCUUUCUCACUCCUUCCCACUUAUUUUGCCUUUCGCUUUUAUUUAGUUGUGA